CGAUUGUUUCGUCUCGACACCGCCGAGCAAAGAUCAUCACACUGCUGCCACCUAGAGAAGAGGGCAAGAAGAAAAAGAUCCCGGCCGCAUUGGAUUGAACUGAUUUCUUCCUUCCAUGUCCCCUCCUUCAACACAGCCGCCGUUGUUUAGCUCUCUGGCCUCUAUCUUCCGGGACGUUGGGUUGUACCACCGGCAGCGCGAGAUGGUCCUCGAUCUCAAAGAAAGCCUCGGCGAUAUCUGGCAAGCCGAGGACGCCGCCUGUGCUUUUGACGAAGGAAAGAUUCGAUCUCUGUCGUGGCCGGUCGAGGACGGCGAAGAAAGCAUCGACGGCGACGAAGACGAAGAGGGAGACGAGAACACCGACGAUGAGAGCAAAACCAGUGGCUCUGGCCAGAGCCAGAACGAUAGUGACAGUGACAGUGACAGUGAUAGCGAAAGCAACACGGACGGCUUGGAGGUCGUCUUUCGAAACGAGUCCCCCGCACCCCUCGUGUUGUGCUGGGUCUCGGAAUCCGGGAAGCUCCACCACUUCUACCGGCUCGAGCCGUCCUCGCUGACGCAAACGGUAACACAGGACGCGAGGGCUUCUUUUCGACGCCUGAAAACAGACCACCUGGAGCACACCCAUCCCGGACACGCCUUUUGUCUCGGGUACGCCGGGAGCGACACGGAGGCGGAGCAAGUCCGAUCCUCGAGAUCCUUCUUUCGUCGAGACUGGGGAGACAAACGCAGCGGAUCGGGCAGGGGCUGCAACGGAGAGGGGCAAAUCGGUGCCGACGAAGACACCAGCGCCUCGUCGUCCAUUGCGGUUGGCGGGUACCGGCCCUUUGCUCCCUCGUCCUCGUCCUCCUCCUCCUCCUCAUCUUCCUCGUCGUCGGUGUUGUCGCGUCGCAUCCAGUUGGUCACCAUAUCGCACGUGGCAACGAACGAAGGCCAGCCCGGGGCCCGGUGUCUUCGCCGGCGGCUGCGGGGGAGUCUGUCCUGCUUGAAGGCACGAGCCUGGUGCCUGGAUCCGUGGAGGCGAUCCGCGAUGCACGGCAAACGCAGCGAUAGCGACAGCGAGGACGACGGCGACAUCGAAACGGGCACCGAAACCCACCGUCGAUCGCUGGACCCGAGGGGAUGGAGGGUGGAGGCCAGGUGGGUCCGGACCGAGUCCAAGCCCCUCGACACCACCGCAAAGGUGUACGAGGAGGUCGUGCUCGGUGGGUGGCCCUGCUGCCUGGAACCCAACUGGAGCGGCGGCGACACCGUUUCGGCCCGGAAGCUGGAGCGGGACAUUCGCGCCGCCGCCGCGCUGCUGCCCCCCCACGCCAGGGCCCACCUGCGGAAACACUGCCGGAUCUGGGUGAACCGGUCGCUCGAGUGGGGGCCCAGCGACUGCCCCGUGAAGGGCCGGGGGUGCUGCUACCACCCCGGCAGGGUCUGGCUGACCCGGAACGGUCUCUCGGCAAAGAAACACAUGUGCGUGGAGGUCAACGACGCUCCCAAUUACCGCAAGGACUGCGAUCUGUGGGGGAUCGGUGGCGUGAUGCUCCACGAGCUGAGCCACGCCUACCACCACGGAAUGGUGCCCGAUGGAUACAAGAACAAGGAAAUUCAAGAAUGCUACGAGCUGGCCAUGAAGGAGGGACUGUACGAUCGCGUCAAGUACCACAGUAACUGCAGCAGCAGUAGCAGCAGCAGCAACGGCAACAAACCCGACGGGGCACCGAAACGGACCAUUUCGACCGCCAGGGCCUAUGCCUGCACGAACGCAAUGGAAUACUUUGCGGAGCUCUCCGCGGCGUUUCUUGGCGGCCUCGACGACACGAACGAAUACAACAAGUGGUAUCCCUUCAACCGGAAACAACUCCAGAAGCACGACCCAAGAGCGUAUUCCUUGUUGUCGCGCCUGUGGAAGGUCGAUGUGGGGCUGACGCACAGCCACUAAUAAACGUUUCAAUGCUAGUGGUUGGAAAACAGAAUCCUAUACUUCCUUCCACCAGAGAUAAAUAGCAUCUCGCCGAACGCCGUUGUUAUUGCUUCAUUCAUCGAAGGUGAGCAAGGGAAAGGAAGGAAAUGCUCCGUCGAUUCUUUUACGUUGAACGAACACCGUGGUGGUAGAUUUUCGCUCUUUUGUUUUGUGUGAGCUCGUGUUUGUUUUUGGCUUUUUGUUUGAACAAGGAAUUGCAAAAGAGCAGUGAUCGGAGUCGAACUGGUUCUGCAGUACCGACGAUCCGCACCGUUUGAUUGCUGCUCUCUUCGCAUCGAUUAUUUUUUCUAAUUGAUGCCAGAACGCAUUCCGAGAAUAGACGCUGUGGUAUCCAUAAUACCGAUCACCUGCCUUUUGUAUUGCCCGGUCCGAGAAGCUUAUCGCAACCGUGACAGUUACGAGGCAGACAAUUCAGUUAAAUUCGUUUCUUCAUCACAGCAAUCUUUUGGAUUUUCAACUAACGAAUCGGUUUUUUCUUGUUGCAUGAUCGAAGAUGUGUAAUACUUCCAGAUUCCGCAUAUCCACUCUGUAGUGUAGUGUGAGUAAAGCUUGUCCUUCUAC
Messenger RNA from Pseudo-nitzschia multistriata, 2536 nucleotides. NCBI's taxonomy places the organism in Eukaryota, Bacillariophyta, Bacillariophyceae, Bacillariales, Bacillariaceae. The record is from the annotation of a GenBank genome assembly.